Molecule: messenger RNA, 1232 nt
Organism: Sycon ciliatum
Lineage: Eukaryota; Metazoa; Porifera; Calcarea; Leucosolenida; Sycettidae
Product: protein SPEC3-like
Exons: 4
Coding region: 163-729 (188 amino acids)
Source: RefSeq, a predicted model, not a curated record
ACAGCACCGUGUGCAUGCUCCUGCCGAUGCAAGUAUAUAAAAAGUUAGCUUUUUGGUUUUGUCUAGUCUUGGAGACAGUACUGAAAGCUUGAUCUGUGUGCAAGAGACGAGGGGAAAGCGUCGAGCUUCGCUUCACUAAGCCUUCAGGACACCACCAUCAUCAUGAGCAACCCGCCACCACCACCCUACUCGGCGGAGGUGAAGCAGCCUAUGGCCGGGUACCCCGCAGCGGCUCAGCCAGCUUGGCCAGCCCAAGCCCCAGCGGCGUAUCCCGCCCAAGCCCCAACGGCGUAUCCCGCCCAAGUCCAGCCGCAGCAGAUGUAUGUGGCGCAGCCAGCGCAGCAGACCGUUGUUAUAAACCGGCAGAUUCGGCCGCAGGUUUAUGGAUUUGGCUAUGGUUACUACCAGUACAUCCCAGUGCUACACAUGGCGCCUGCCAUCAUCUGCCUCGUCCUCAAUGUCGUUGGCCUCGGAUUAGGAUCGUGUGUGGCAGCAUUCUGCCUGCUAUGCUGCGGGCAUACGUACUCGACCACGCAGUCCAAGGGCGAGGUCUUCUUCUGGUGUUUUGGCGCCGGAUUCCUGCAGCUGUGUUUGUGCUUUUUCUCAGCACUCGGAUGGGUGUGGGCCAUCUUCUGGGGUGCUCUUUUCGUGAGCAUGUCCAGCCAAUUCUAUGGGAGACCCUUCACACCAGUUCAAUCAACCACCACCACAACGGUGAUCACAGCCUAGGUGCUCAAUGAUUCAGUCAUUUUGAACCUGGUUCCGCAUGGUCCGCACCGAUGGCAGAUUUUCCUUGAAAAAUGUUUUUGCAACGCUUGCCUUUUGCAAAAUUUAUAUUUUGUUUCACUUUGUCGGUUCCUCUCUUCGGAGGAUUGCCCUUUACACGAUGCUGUAGGAAUUAAUCAGCAGCACUAAGCUAUGGUUCUGCCAUUGUGUAGAACCCAACGCACGUGCAUUGCAACAAGCACUGGUGCACACACGUUUUGCCUUGAUGGCUUUGACUCGUCAAGUCUUUCUAGAUUUACCACCGAUUUUUUAUUGUGUGUAUGCUGCUGGUUCGCCUUAUCCACUGCGUGCGCACUGUAAAUUAGUGCAUGAUGUACAUUGCAGUUUUAGAAAAUGAAAAAUUGUGGACGAAUGUACAUCUAUGUGCAUCUUGGCUGGCAUGCUAAGCAGAUGCGACGUCAUUCGACCUUGGAUCGGCGAAAUACUAAAGUUUUCCUCCUGCUCGA